Molecule: messenger RNA, 12488 nt
Organism: Marmota monax (woodchuck)
Lineage: Eukaryota; Metazoa; Chordata; Mammalia; Rodentia; Sciuridae
Gene: Prkdc
Product: protein kinase, DNA-activated, catalytic subunit
Exons: 86
Coding region: 20-12433 (4137 amino acids)
Biological process (GO): intrinsic apoptotic signaling pathway in response to DNA damage; telomere maintenance; immunoglobulin V(D)J recombination
Cellular component (GO): nucleus
Molecular function (GO): DNA-dependent protein kinase activity; protein binding
Source: RefSeq, a predicted model, not a curated record
CAGAGUUAGCGUCCUCGUCAUGGCGGAUUCCGGAGCAGGUUUGCAGGGAUACCUGCUUCGGCUGCAGGAGUCCUUAUCCACCGCGGACCGCUACAAUGCUGCGUCGGCCAGUUAUCAGCUGAUCCGCGGCCUGGGGCAAGAGUGCGUCCUGAGUACCAGCCCUUCGGUUGUGGCAUUACAGACUGCCUUAGUUUUUUCCAGAGAUUUUGGUUUGCUUGUAUUUGUUCGGAAAUCACUUAACAUUGAUGAAUUUCGUGAUUGUAGAGAAGAAGCCCUAAAAUUUUUAUAUGUUUUCUUAGAAAAAAUUGGUGAGAAGAUUAUGCCUUAUGCUUUUGAUAUUAAGAGUAUUUGUACCAGUGUUUAUACAAAAGAUAGAGCUGCUAAAUGUAAAAUUCCAGCCCUAGAUCUUCUCAUUAAGUUACUUCAGACUUUGAGAAGCUCUAGACUCAUGGAUGAAUUUAAAAUUGGAGAGUUAUUUAAUAAAUUCUAUGGAGAACUUGCAUCGAAAGCAAAAAUACCAGACACAGUUCUAGAGAAAGUGUAUGAGCUCCUUGGAAUAUUAGGAGAAGUUCAUCCUAGUGAGAUGAUAAAUCAUUCAGAUAAUCUAUUUCGGGCUUUUCUGGGUGAGCUUAAGACUCAGAUGACAUCAGCAGUAAGAGAGCCCAAACAACCUGUCUUGGCUGGCUGUCUGAAAGGACUGUCCUCGCUUCUGUGUAACUUUACUAAGUCUAUGGAAGAAGAUCCACAGACUUCAAGGGAGAUUUUUGAUUUUGCACUAAAAGCAAUUUGUCCUCAGAUUGAUCUGAAGAGAUAUGCUGUCCCCUUGGCUGGCCUACGCUUAUUUACUCUGCAUGCAUCUCAAUUUAGUACCUGCCUUUUGGAAAACUACAUUUCUUUAUUUGAAGUACUAUCAAAGUGGUGUAGCCAUAUGAAUGUAGAACUGAAAAAAGCUGCAUAUUCAGCCCUGGAAUCCUUUUUGAAACAGAUUUCUUUUAUGGUGGCAAAAGAUGCAGAGGUGCAUAAGACUAAGCUCCAGUACUUUAUGGAACAAUUCUAUGGAAUCAUCAGAAACACAGAUUCAAACAACAAGGAGUUAUCCAUUGCUAUCCGUGGAUAUGGACUCUUUGCGGGACCUUGUAAGGUUAUAAAUGCAAAAGAUGUUGACUUCAUGUACAUUGAGCUCAUUCAGCGCUGCAAGCAAAUGUUCCUCACCCAGACAGACACUGUUGAUGACCAUGUUUAUCAGAUGCCCAGUUUCCUCCAGUCUAUUGCAAGUGUCUUGCUUUACCUUGACACAGUUCCUGAGGUGUAUACUCCAGUUCUGGAACAUAUCAUAGUGGUACAAAUAGACUGUUUCCCACAGUAUAGUCCAAAAAUGCAGUCAGUUUGUUGUAAAGCCAUAGUGAAAGUUUUCCUAGCCUUAGCAGAAAAAGGACCAAUUCUCUGGAAUUGCAUUAGUACUGUGGUGCAUCAGGCUUUAAUCAGAAUAUGUUCUAAACCUGUGAUCCUUCAAAAGGGUGCUGACUCUGAAUCUAAAGACCAACGAGCCUCCGGGGAGGUUAGAACUGGCAAAUGGAAAGUACCCACGUAUAAAGACUAUGUGGAUCUUUUUAGAUAUCUCCUGAACUGUGACCAGAUGAUGGAUUUUAUUUUAGCAGACGAGACAUUUCUCUUUGUGAAUUCUUCCUUUCAAAGUCUGAAUCAUUUACUCUAUGAUGAAUUUGUAAAAUCCAUUUUGAAGAUUGUGGAGAAAUUGGAUCUUACACUAGAAAAACAGACUUUUGGAGAACAAGAGGAUGGAAAUGAGGCUACUGGUGUUUGGGUGAUCCCGACUUCAGAUCCAGCUGCUAACUUACAUCCUGCUAAACCUAAAGAUUUUUCAGCUUUCAUUAACCUGGUGGAAUUUUGCAGAGAGAUUCUCCCUGAGAAACAAGUAGGAUUUUUUGAACCUUGGAUGUAUUCAUUUGCAUAUAAGUUAAUUUUGCAGUCUACACGGUUGCCACUCAUCAGUGGUUUCUACAAAUUGCUUUCUAUUGCAGUGAGAAAUGCCAAGAAAAUAAAAUAUUUCGAGGGAGUUAGUCCAAAGAGUCUGAAAUGCUCUCCUGAGGACCCAGAAAAGUAUUCUUGCUUUGCUUUAUUUGCAAAAUUUGGUAAAGAGGUAUCAGUUAAAAUGAAACAGUACAAAGAUGAACUUUUGGCCUCCUGUUUGACCUUUGUUCUGUCUCUGCCACAUGACAUCAUUGAACUUGACUUUAGAGCCUACGUCCCUGCAUUGCAGAUGGCAUUCAAGCUGGGUUUAAGCUAUCCCCCGCUGGCAGAAGUAGGUCUGAAUGCUCUUGAAGAAUGGUCAAUUUAUAUCGACAAGCAUGUAAUUCAGCCUUAUUACAAAAAUAUUCUCCCCUGCCUUGAUGGAUACCUGAAGACUUCCACUUUAUCAGAUGAGGCCAAGAACAACUGGGAAGUGUCAGCACUUUCUCGAGCUGCCCAGAAAGGAUUUAAUAAAGUUGUGUUAAAGCAUUUGAAAAAGACAAAGAACACUUCAUCAAAUGAAACACUGUCCUUAGAAGAAAUAAGAAUUAGAGUAGUACAAAUUCUUGGAUCUCUCGGAGGACAAAUAAACAAAAAUCUUAUAACAGCCACGACUUCAGAUGAAAUGAUGAAGAAGUGUGUGGCGUGGGACAGAGAGAAGAGACUCAGCUUUGCAGUGCCUUUCAGAGAUAUGAAGCCUGUCAUUUAUUUGGAUAUAUUCUUGCCCCGGGUCACAGAAUUGGCUCUUUCAGCUAGUGACAGACAAACUAAAGUGGCAGCUUGUGAACUGUUACAUAGCAUGGUCAUGUUUAUGUUGGGAAAAGCCACUCAGAUGCCCGAAGGUGAUCAGGGUUCUCCGCCCAUGUACCAGCUAUAUAAACAUACUUUUCCUGUUCUGCUUCGCCUUGCUUGUGAUGUAGAUCAGGUGACAAGGCAACUUUAUGAGCCACUUGUUAUGCAACUGAUUCACUGGUUCACUAAUAAUAAGAAAUUUGAAAGUCAAGAUACUGUCGCCUUACUAGAAACCAUAUUGGAUGGAAUUGUGGACCCCAUCGACAGUACUUUAAGAGAUUUUUGUGGUCAGUGUAUUCGAGAAUUCCUCAAAUGGUCCAUUAAGCAAACAACACCACAGCAGCAAGAAAAGAGUCCAGUAAAUACCAAGUCACUUUUCAAGCGACUUUACAGCUUUGCACUUCACCCCAGUGCUUUCAAGAGGUUGGGAGCAUCACUGGCUUUUAAUAACAUCUAUAGGGAAUUCAGGGAAGAAGAGUCCUUAGUAGAUCAAUUUGUGUUUGAAGCCUUGGUGAUCUAUAUGGAAAGUCUGGCCUUGGCACAUGCAGAUGAGAAAUCCUUAGGUACAAUUCAACAGUGCUAUGAUGCCAUUGAUCACCUCACGCGCAUCAUUGAAAAGAAGCACAUUUCUUUAAACAAGGCAAAAAAACGACGUUUGCCACGAGGAUUCCCACCUUCGACAUCAUUAUGUUUAUUGGAUCUUGUCAAGUGGCUUUUAGCUCACUGUGGAAGGCCGCAGACAGAAUGUCGACAUAAGUCCAUAGAACUCUUUUAUAAAUUUGUUCCUUUACUGCCAGGCAACAAGUCCCCUUCUUUGUGGUUGAAAGAUGUUAUUAAGAAAGAAGAUAUUUCUUUUCUCAUAAACACAUUUGAGGGGGGAGGCGCAGGCUGUGAUCAGCUAUCAGGCAUCCUUGCUCAACCAACUCUCUUGCAUUUGCGAGGGCCAUUCAGCCUGCGAGUGACCCUGCAGUGGAUGGACCUGUUCCUAGCAGCACUAGAGUGCUACAACACGUUCAUCGGGGAGAAGACUGUGGAAGCCUGCGAGGUCCUGGGUAUUGAAUCACAGUGUUCAGUUUGGAAGUCAGUGACUUUCUUUUUAGAAAGUAUUGCUAUGAAAGAUAUUACAGCAGCAGAAAAGUGUUUUGGCACUGGGACAGCAGGAGAUAGACCCAGCCCACAGGAGGAGGAAAGGUACAACUAUAGUAAAUGCACAAUUGUGGUCCGGGUCAUGGAAUUUACCACAACCCUGCUCAACACCUCUUCAGAAGGAUGGAAGCUCCUGGAGAAGGAUUUGUGUAACAAAAGCCUUUUAAACCUCUUGGUGAAAACACUGUGUGAGCCCAUGAGCAUAGGUUUCAAUAUUGGUGAUGUCCAGGUCAUGGAUCAUCUUCCCAGUGUUUGUGUGAACCUGAUGAAAGCACUAAAGAAGUCUCCAUACAAAGACAUCCUGGAGACUUGCCUGAAGGAAAAUCUAACAGUACAGAGCAUUGAGGAGCUUUGUGCCAUUGACUUGUAUAGCCCUGACACUCACUUGGAGAGGACCAAGCUGACUUCGGUCGUGUCAGCCUGUAAACAGCUUCACAGAGCUGGCUAUUUGCACAUUAUAUCACCACCUCAGUGUAUAGCCUCACAUCAUUCUGUUGGCACAAGACUUCUCUUCCUGGUUUAUAAAGGGAUUGCACCUGGAGAGGAACAGUGUCUGCCAUCAUUGGACCCUAGCUGUAAGCACCUGGCCAGUGAACUCCUGGAGUUGGCCUUUGCUUUUGGAGGACAGUGUGAGCGCCUGGUGAGUCUGCUCCUGAAUGAAGCGCUGCUGUUCAUGCCAUCCUUGGGUAACUCAGAGAAAAGCAUUAUUAGGUUCUCCCAUGGGGAGUAUUUCUAUAGCUUGUUCUCAGAAACAAUCAACGCUGAGCUGUUGAAAAAUAUAGACCUUGCUGUAUCAGAGCUCAUGAAAUCAUCAGUGAACAAUCCCAAAAUGGUGAGUGCUGUUUUGAAUGGUAUGUUAGAUCAGAGCUUUAGGGAUCGAGCCAUUCAGAAACACCAAGGACUGAAGCUUGCGACCACAAUUCUGCAGAACUGGAGGAAGUGUGAUUCAUGGUGGGCCAAGGAUUCUGCUCCAGAAAGUAAAAUGGCAGUACUGGCUUUAUUGACAAAAGUUUUACAGAUUGAUUCAUCUGUCUCUUUUAAUACAAAUCAUAACUCAUUCCCUGAAGUCUUUACAACAUAUACUAGUCUCCUUGCUGAUUCAGAGUUGGGUCUGCACUUGAAGGGCCAAGCUGUAAUUCUUCUUCCAUUCUUUACCAGCCUGACUGGAGACAGUCUGGAGGACCUUAAGCAUGUUCUAGAAAUGCUCAUUGUUUCUAAUUUCCCCAUGAACUCUAAUGAAUUUCCCCCGGGAACUCUGAGGUACAAUAAUUAUGUGGAUUGCAUGAAAAAGUUUCUAGAUGCAUUGGAAUUAUCCCAAAGCCCUAUAUUGUUACAGUUGAUGACAGAUAUUCUUUGUCGAGAACAGCAGCAUGUUAUGGAAGAAUUAUUUCAAGCUACUUUCAAAAGGAUUGCCAGAAGGAAUUCAUGUGUCACACAGUUAGGCCUUCUAGAAAGUGUAUACAGAAUGUUCAGGAGGGAUGACCUUCUUUCAAAUGUUACUCGACAAGCUUUUGUAGAUCGCUCUCUCCUCACCCUACUGUGGCACUGCAGCCUGGAUGCUCUGAAAGAAUUUUUCAGCAAAAUUGUGGUGGAUGCCAUUGAUGUGUUGAAUUCCAGAUUUACAAAGCUAAAUGAAGCUACUUUUGAUACUCAAAUCACCAAGAAGAUGUGCUAUUAUAAGAUGCUAGAUGUGAUGUAUUCUCGUCUUCCUAAAGAUGUUGUUCACUCUAAGGAAUCUAAAAUCAAUCAAGUUUUCCAUGGUUCCUGUAUUACAGAAGGAAAUGAACUUACAAAGACACUUAUUAAAUUGUGCCAUGGUGCAUUUACAGAAAACAUGGCAGGCGAGAGCCAGUUGCUGGAGAGGAGAAGGCUUUAUCAUUGUGCUGCAUACAACUGUGCCAUUUCUGUUAUCAGCUGUGUCUUCAAUGAAUUGAAAUUUUACCAAGGAUUUUUGUUCAAUGAAAAACCAGAAAAGAACAUGCUUAUUUUUGAAAAUCUGAUAGAUCUGAAGCGCUGCUAUACAUUUCCUGUAGAAGUUGAGGUUCCUAUGGAAAGAAAGAAAAAGUACAUGGAAAUUAGGAAAGAAGCCAGGGAGGCAGCAAAUGGGAAUUCAGAUGGUCCUCAUUAUAUGUCUUCCUUGUCAUAUUUGGCAGAUAGUAGCCUGAGUGAGGAAAUGAGUCAAUUUGAUUUCUCAACUGGAGUUCAGAGCUAUUCUUAUAGCUCCCAAGACCCUAAAUCUACCACUGGUCAUUUUCGGAGACGGGAACAUCAAGACCCCAAGAUCCAAGAGGAUGUCCUAGAAUUAGAGAUGGAUGAGCUCAAUCAACACGAAUGUAUGGCGCCCAUGGUAGCCCUGAUUAGGCACAUGCAGAGAAAUCUGAUCCCACUCAGAGAAGAAGAGGGUUCAGUGCCAAAAGAUCUUCCUCCUUGGAUGAAAUUUCUUCAUGACAAACUAGGAAAUUCAUCUGUACCAUUAAAUAUCCGUCUCUUCUUAGCCAAACUUAUUAUAAAUACAGAAGAAGUCUUUCGCCCUUAUGCAAAGAAUUGGCUUAGCCCUUUGUUGCAACUGGUCGUUUCUGAAAACAAUGGCGGAGAAGGAAUUCACUACAUGGUGGUCGAGAUUGUGGCUACUGUUCUUUCAUGGACAGGCUUGGCUACCCCUAUAGGAGUCCCUAAGGAUGAAGUGUUAGCAAAUCGAUUGCUUCAUUUUCUAAUGAAACAUGUCUUCCAUCCCAAAAGAGCUGUGUUUAGACACAACCUUGAAAUUAUAAAAACCCUCGUAGAAUGCUGGAAGGAUUGUCUGUCCAUCCCUUACAGGUUAAUAUUUGAAAAGUUUUCCAGCCAGGACCCCAAUUCUAAAGACAAUUCCAUAGGGAUUCAGUUAUUAGGUAUUGUAAUGGCCAAUAACUUGCCUCCCUAUGACCCAAAGUGUGGCAUAGAGAGUAUCAAAUACUUUCAAGCUUUGGUCAAUAAUAUGUCCUUUGUAAAAUAUAAAGAGGUUUAUGCAGCAGCAGCAGAAGUUCUAGGACUUAUUCUUCAAUAUGGUACUGAGAGAAAAAAUGUCUUGGAGGAGUCGGUGUGUGAACUGGUUGUGAAACAGUUGAAGCAACAUCAGAAUACUAUGGAGGACAAAUUUAUUGUGUGCUUGAACAAAGCAGUGAAGGGUUUCCCUCCCCUGGCUGACAGGUUCUUGAAUGCCGUAUUUUUUCUGCUGCCAAAAUUUCAUGGCGUUAUGAAGACGCUUUGUCUAGAGGUGGUACUUUGUCGUGCAGAGGAAAUAACAGACCUGUAUUUUCAGUUAAAGAGCAAGGACUUCAUUCAAGUCAUGAGACAUAGAGACGAUGAAAGACAAAAAGUAUGUUUGGACAUAAUUUAUAAGAUGUUGGCAAAAUUGAAACCAGUAGAACUCCGAGAACUUCUGAAUCCUGUAGUGGAAUUUGUUUCCCAUCCUUCUCCAAUUUGUAGGGAACAAAUGUAUAAUAUUCUCAUGUGGAUUCAUGACAAUUAUAGAGAUCCAGAAAGUCAAACAGAUGAUGACUCCCAGGAAUUAUUUAAGUUGGCAAAAGAUGUGCUGAUUCAAGGAUUGAUUGAUGAGAACCUUGGGCUUCAAUUAAUUAUUCGGAAUUUCUGGAGUCAUGAAACUAGGUUACCUUCAAAUACCUUGGACCGAUUAUUAGCACUAAAUUCCUUAUAUUCACCUAAGAUAGAAGUUCACUUUUUAAGCUUAGCAACAAAUUUUCUUCUUGAAAUGACCAGCAUGAGCCCAGAUUAUCCAAACCCCAUGUUUGAACAUCCUCUGUCAGAAUGCACAUUUCAGGAGUAUACCAUUGAUCCUGAUUGGCGUUUCCGAAGUACUGUUCUCACUCCAAUGUUUAUUGAGACCCAGGCCUCCCCAAGCACUCUGCAGACCCGAACCCAGGAAGGCUUCCUUCCAGCUCAGUGGCCAAAGGCUGGGCAAGUUCGGGCUACCCAACAGCAAUAUGAUUUCACCCCUACACAAACUUCAGAUGGAAGAAGCUCGUUUAAUUGGCUGACUGGGAGCAGUAUUGACCCAAUGGCAGAUUAUACGAUCUCUUCAUCUGAUUCAUUGUCUUCUUCCUUGUUGUUUGCCAACAAGAGGAAGGAAAAGUCUCAGAGAGCUCCCUGGAAGUCAGUGGGACCUGAUUUUGGGGGAAAAAGGCUGGGCCUUCCUGGGGAUGAGGUGGAUAACAAAGUGAAAGAUGGCACAGACAGCCGAGCAGAAAUACUAAGGUUGCGCAGACGAUUUUUAAAGGACCAAGAAAAACUCAGUUUGAUGUAUGCCAAAAAAGGCCUUGAUGAUCAAAAACGAGAGAAGGAGAUCAAGAGUGAGUUAAAAAUGAAGCAGGAUGCCAGGGUUGUUCUGUACAGAAGUUACCGUCAUGGAGACCUUCCUGACAUCCAGAUUCAGCACAGCAGCCUGAUCACCCCAUUGCAGGCUGUGGCCCAGAGAGACCCAAUAAUUGCAAAACAGCUCUUUAGUAGCUUGUUUUCUGGGAUUCUGAAAGAGAUGGAUAAAUUUAAGACGAUGUCUGAAAAAAACAACAUCACUCAAAACUUGCUUCAAGACUUCAACCGUUUUCUUAAUACCACUUUUUUUUCCUUUCCACCUUUUGUCUCUUGCAUCCAGGAAAUCAGUUGCCAGCAUGCAGACUUCCUGAGCCUUGACCCAGCCACUGUCCGUGCUAGCUGCCUAGCCAGUCUACAGCAGCCUGGGGGUAUCCGCCUUCUUGAGGAGGCACUGCUUCACCUAGCCCCUGCAGAGCCGCUCAGCAAGCGAAGUCGGGGCAAGACCUGCCUCCCUCCUGACAUCCUCCGAUGGAUGGAACUUGCUAAAUUAUAUCGAUCAAUUGGAGAAUAUGAUGUCCUCCGGGCUAUUUUUAGCAGUGAGAUAGGAACAAAGCAAGUCACUCAGAAUGCAUUAUUAGCAGAAGCCAGAAAUGAUUAUUCUGAAGCUGCUAAACAGUAUAAUGAGGCUCUUAAUAGACAAGAGUGGGAGGAUGGUGAGCCCACAGAAGCUGAGAAAGACUUCUGGGAACUGGCCUCCCUUGACUGUUACAGCCAUCUCUCUGAGUGGAAAUCACUUGAGUACUGUUCUACUGCCUGUGUAGACAGUGAUCUAAACAAAAUGUGGAGUGAACCACUUUAUCAGGAGAUGUUUCUACCCUACAUGAUCCGCAGCAAGCUGAAGCUCCUGCUUCAAGGUGAGGGCGACCAGUCCCUGCUGACCUUCAUGGAUGAGGCCAUGCAGCAGGAGCUGCAGCAGGCUUUCAUCAAGCUGCAGUACAGUCAGGAGCUGAGUCUCCUUUACAUCUUGCAAGAUGAUUUUGAUAGGGCCAAGUAUCACGUUGAAAACGGCAUUCAGAGUUUUAUGCAGAAUUAUUCUAGUAUUGAUGUCCUCUUACACAGAAGUAGACUCACCAAGUUACAGUCUGUACAAGCUUUAACAGAAAUUCAGGAGUUCAUCAGUUUUAUAACUAAACAAGAUAAUUUAUCAUCUCAGGUCCCCCUUCAGAGACUUCUAAAAACCUGGACAAACAGAUAUCCAGAUGUUAAAAUGGACCCCAUGAACAUCUGGGAUGACAUCAUCACAAAUCGAUGUUUCUUUCUCAGCAAAAUAGAGGAGAAACUGGUUCCUGUAUCAGAUGAUACCAGUAUGAGUGUGGAUGAAGAUGAGUAUUCCAGUGACAAGAGGGAAGUGAGCAGGCCCGAGGAAAGUGUUGGUUUCCUAAUCAAGAACUGCAGGUUUUCCAUGAAAAUGAAAAUGAUAGAAAGUGCACGGAAGCAGAACAAUUUCUCACUUGCCAUGAAACUACUGAAGGAGCUGCAUAAAGAGUCAAAAACUAGAGAUAACUGGCAGGUGAAGUGGGUGCACAGCUACUGCCGGCUGAGCCACUGCCGGAGCCACACCCAGACCCCUCCUGAGCAGAUACUCACCGUGUUGAAAACUGUCUCUCUCUUGGACGAGAACAGCACAUCAAGCUACUUAAGCAGAAAUAGUCUGGCUUCCUGUGAUCAGAACAUUCUCUUGGGAACAACCUGCAGAAUCAUGGCUAACGCUCUCAGCAGUGAGCCAGCCUGCCUUGCUGACAUCGGGGAGAGCAAAGCAAAGCGGAUCUUGGAGCUUUCUGGAUCCAGUGCAGAGAAUGUAGAGAGGGUGGUCAUGGGUCUGUACCAGAGAGCAUUCCUUCACCUCUCCAAGGCCGUAAGGACAGCUGAGGAGACCCAGUCAUUCUCCUGGGGCCAGGGGCCUGCAGCCGGGGUGAUUGAUUCUUAUAUGACGCUGGUGAAUUUCUGUGACCAACAACUUCACAAGGCAGAAGAGAAUGCAUCAGGUGAACCACGAAAAAAGAAAACAAUUAUUGAUUCUGUAGAACUGCAGGAGUAUCCAGCAAUUGUGGUGGAGAAAAUGUUGAAAGCCUUAAAAUUAAAUUCCACUGAAGCAAGGCUGAAGUUUCCUAGAUUGCUUCAGAUUAUAGAACAGUAUCCAGAGGAGACCUUGAGCCUAAUGACAAAAGAGAUUUCUUCCAUUCCUUGCUGGCAAUUCAUUGGCUGGAUCAGCCACAUGGUGGCAUUAUUGGACAAAGAGGAAGCUGUCGCAGUUCAGCACACUGUGGAAGAGAUUGCCAGUAGCUACCCACAGGCAAUCGUUUAUCCGUUUAUAAUAAGUAGCGAAAGCUAUUCCUUUGAAGAUACAUCUGCUGGUCAUAAGAAUAAACAGUUUGUGGCAAGAAUCAAAAAUAUGUUGGAUCAAGGUGGAGUGAUUCAAGACUUUAUUAAUGCCCUCGACCAGCUCUCUAAUCCUGAUCUGCUCUUUAAGGACUGGGUUGCUGAAAUAAAAGAUGAACUAGAAAAGAGCCCUGUAAAUAAAAAAAAAAUUGAAAAACUGUAUGAGAAGAUGUAUGCAGCUUUGGGUGACCUGCGAGCUCCAGGCCUGGGUCCCUUUCGAAGGAGGUUUAUCCAGGCCUUUGGGAAAGAAUUUGAUGAACACUUUGGGAAAAAAGGUUCUAAACUACCUAGAAUGAAACUCAGUGACUUCAAUGACAUCACCAACUCUCUGCUUUUAAAAAUGAGAAGAGACACAAAGCCACCUGGGAAUCUGAAAGAGUGCUCUCCCUGGAUGAGUGAGUUCAAAGUGGAGUUCCUGAGAAAUGAGCUGGAGAUUCCUGGUCAGUAUGAUGGCAGGGGAAAGCCACUGCCUGAAUACCACGCACGGAUCUCUGGGUUUGAUGAGCGGGUAAAAGUAAUGGCUUCUAUAAGAAAACCAAAGCGCAUCAUCAUCCGAGGCCAUGAUGAAAGGGAGUACCCAUUCCUUGUAAAAGGUGGUGAGGACCUUCGGCAGGACCAGCGCAUUGAGCAGCUCUUCGAAGUCAUGAAUGUCAUCCUCUCCCAGGAUUCUGCCUGCAGUCAGAGAAACAUGCAGUUAAGAACAUACCGUGUGGUGCCCAUGACCUCCAGAUUAGGAUUAAUUGAAUGGAUUGAAAAUACAUUUACCUUGAAGGACUUUCUUUUGAAUAACAUGUCACAAGAGGAGAAAAUGGCUUAUUUGAGUGAUUCCAGAGCACCAGUGAUGGAAUAUAAAGACUGGCUUAAGAAAAUGUCCGGAAAACAUGAUGCUGGAGCAUAUGCGCUAAUGUAUAAGAGAGCCAACCGUACAGAAACAGUCAUGGCUUUCAGAAAAAGAGAAAGUAAAGUACCUGCCAGUCUCUUAAAGAGGGCCUUCAUGAAGAUGAGCACAGGCCCCGAGGCCUUCCUGGCUCUUCGCUCCCACUUUGCCAGCUCCCACGCUCUGCUGUGUGUCAGCCACUGGCUUCUCGGGAUUGGAGACAGACACCUGAACAAUUUCUUGAUAACGAUGGAGACAGGCAGCAUGAUUGGAAUUGACUUUGGACAUGCAUUUGGAUCAGCUACCCAGUUUCUGCCAGUCCCUGAGUUGGUGCCUUUCCGUCUAACCCGCCAAUUUAUCAAUCUGCUGUUACCAAUGAAAGAAAUGGGCCUCAUGUACAGUGUCAUGAUACAUGCCCUGAGGGCCUUCCGUGCAGAGGCAGACCUGCUUAUUAACACCAUGGAUGUGUUUGUAAGAGAGCCCUCGUUUGAUUGGAAGAAUUUUGAACAAAAAAUGCUGAAAAAAGGAGGAUCAUGGAUUCAAGAAAUAAAUAUAACUAAAAAAAAUUGGUAUCCUCAGCAGAAGAUAUGUUAUGCUAAGAGAAAGUUAGCAGGUGCCAAUCCUGCAGUUAUUACUUGUGAUGAGUUACUUCUGGGCCAUGAGAAGUUUCCUGCCUUUGGGGAUUACACAGCUGUAGCUCGGGGAAGCAAAGAUCACAACAUUCGUGCCCGAGAGCCAGACAGUGGCCUUUCAGAAGAGACUCAAGUGAAAUGCUUGAUUGACCAGGCAACAGACCCUAAUAUCCUUGGCAGAACUUGGGAAGGAUGGGAGCCCUGGAUGUGAUAUCUGUUGAAGUUUGCAGCUAUAAAGCAUUAAAUUGUUUAAAGAAUCUCCUAAA